CUUGCUUAUGUGGAAUGGUUCACAUCUUUCCAGCAACCUGAAGCACACCAUGGCAUGAUGAGCUGUACAAAAUUUGCCAGCGUCUCGGACAUCCGCAGGGACGUUCAUCUUUUUCCAAAUUUCGGUGCAGUAGCACCUCGUGAAUGGACGGGUAGUACCGUUCUGGAGCUCUGUUCCAGCUUCUUUGUAAACUUGUUCAGUGAGCGACACACUUAUUUAACUAUUGUGUGA
Molecule: messenger RNA, 231 nt
Organism: Suillus discolor
Lineage: Eukaryota; Fungi; Basidiomycota; Agaricomycetes; Boletales; Suillaceae
Exons: 2
Source: RefSeq, a predicted model, not a curated record